AUGCGCUGUUACGUCAGCGUGAGUUUGAUAACGAGUAUGAGGCGCAUACUCAGUGUGAAUUUCUUAUUGAAGUGGCAGAUCGGUUUAUUUGCCAGGAAUCCCCCGGUUCAUGCCUCUGUGACAGCAGGUCAACACCGCGUGUGCGCGCUGAAUCUCUGCAGGAAGUCAUCGAGUGAGCGAGCAAACAUGGACCUGAGUGACAUGAAGAAAUACAAAGGAGAUGAGGAGUGCUUUGAGGAGAGUCAGCUCGCAUCUCUGGACCCGAUCAAACAGUUUGGAAACUGGUUCGAUCAGGCAACAAAGUGCCCUGAAAUCGGAGAGGCAAAUGCAAUGUGCAUCGCCACUGCAACCAAAGAUGGACAUCCGUCUGCUCGUAUGGUCCUCCUGAAGGGUUACAGCCACGAAGGUUUCCGGUUUUUUUUUACCAACUAUGAGAGCAGAAAAGGUUCUGAGCUGGAGAGUAAUCCAUAUGCAUGUCUGGUUUUCUACUGGGAACCUCUCAACAGACAGAUUCGUAUUGAGGGCGCCGUGGAGCGAAUCCCCUUCCAGAGCUCCUGUGAUUAUUUCCACUCACGGCCAAAAAGCAGCCAGAUCGGCGCUGUCGAGCGACAAAGCACUCUGGUUCCCAACAGAGACUAUUUAAGGCAGAAAAAUGCAGAACUGGAGGAGAAAUACAAAGACACAGAGGUGCCAAUGCCUGACUACUGGGGCGGCUACAUUGUGAAGCCUUUCCACAUCGAGUUCUGGCAGGGUCAAACCAACAGACUGCACGACCGCAUCGUCUUCACCAGGCCGAAGGACGGAGAGUCUGAGCUGGGGGAGUUUCAGCACGCCGCAGAGGGGGGCUGGGUGUACCAGCGACUGUCCCCGUGAGAAGCACCUCAACUGACUGUCGCUUUCAGGAACUCAUCUCUAGAUCUCUAGGUACUGACAAAAACCACUGAUGUGGACUCAGCAGCUGCUGCCGUGUGUAGGAUUUAUCAGCAAGCCAAACGUUGUCGUGUCGUCUUUUUGUUCUCGAUGUUAGAACACAUUUUUCAGUGUUGACUGUGAGAUAUGACCCGACUGCACUGUACAGCUUUACAUCCUGCGGGCAUUAUGAAACCAAAAGACGGCGUGAGGGUUAAAGAGAGCAAACUCCAGCUGGUUGUG
Messenger RNA from Plectropomus leopardus (leopard coralgrouper), 1152 nucleotides. RefSeq names its product pyridoxamine 5'-phosphate oxidase (gene pnpo). NCBI's taxonomy places the organism in Eukaryota, Metazoa, Chordata, Actinopteri, Perciformes, Serranidae. Gene Ontology annotation, molecular function: pyridoxamine phosphate oxidase activity; FMN binding. Gene Ontology annotation, biological process: pyridoxine biosynthetic process; pyridoxal 5'-phosphate biosynthetic process. The record is from RefSeq and is a predicted model, not a curated record.